Messenger RNA from Acipenser ruthenus (sterlet), 2193 nucleotides. RefSeq names its product homeobox protein AKR-like. Gene Ontology annotation, biological process: regulation of transcription by RNA polymerase II. The transcript has 3 exons. Lineage: Eukaryota; Metazoa; Chordata; Actinopteri; Acipenseriformes; Acipenseridae. Gene Ontology annotation, molecular function: DNA-binding transcription factor activity, RNA polymerase II-specific; RNA polymerase II cis-regulatory region sequence-specific DNA binding. The record is from RefSeq and is a predicted model, not a curated record. The coding region runs from base 433 to 1233 and encodes 266 amino acids.
CUCAUUUUCGUUGCUUCUCAACUACAUGAUUGGGUUACAGCUGCAUGCCUGCUUUGUUGGUGAAAAUAAAAGUUUUCAUUAAACGGGUUUGGCAUGCUGAUGUCAGAGAUUUUUUCUUUCUUUUUAGUAACUAGUGGGAGGAUCUUAGAGGGUUGAGUCACGCAUCUGUCAAAGAGAGCUGUCACCCAGUUUAAUGAUCAAACACACUGAGCAAGAAGCAAAGAGAAGGGAAACUGGAGAUCUCAGGUACCUCGACAGUGUGUUUUGUUUCAAGCGAGUGGACACGCCGGAGAGCGAUUUCAAACACAAAAAGCAGUGAAAACACCACGGAUACAAUUUGGAUUUAAUUUGUCGUGUGGUUGGAAUACAUUUGCCCGACUUUGGAAUAUAAAGAAAACACAUUCGUUUGAUUAAACUGUAUUUUGGACCAAGAUGAAAGCGAAGAAAGGUAUGCUAACGCUAUCUGGUAGUGAAACCGAGGAUGAUGACAGCAUGGGUGUCCCGCUUGACCUGUCCUCUUCAGGCAAUGGGAAGAGGAAAAGACGUGGGAAUCUGCCCAAAGAGUCUGUGGAAACUCUGAGAGACUGGCUUUAUGAACAUCGGUAUAAUGCAUACCCCUCCGAACAGGAGAAAGCACUUCUCUCCAAACAGACUCAUCUUUCUACACUACAGGUCUGUAAUUGGUUCAUCAAUGCUCGUCGGAGGCUUCUGCCAGACAUGCUGCGAAAAGACGGCAAAGAUCCUCACCAGUUUACCAUUUCACGAAGAGGGAGUAAAAUUUCAGAGUCAAACUUCAUGGAAAACUCUAUGUCCCCCAAACCUUUGCUUUCUGGGAGCUUGGACGAGAGGUCGUUCCACCCUUCUAACUUAGGACCAAGCCUAUCCAGGAAACUCCUUUCACCAAAGAGCCCUUCUCCAGGUCCAGUGCUUCCCAGACCAUCAGUUAUAUGCCAUACCACCAUCACUGCACUGCAAGAAAGGCCCCUGCAUUACUGCCAAACAAUCAUAGACAAAGCCCAAGACUUACAUUCCACAAAAGUAUACGGUCUCUUCAAAUGUCAUGAAGAAGCAGAAACAGAAGGUAACUCAAGCCCUCAGAGUGGGCUUUUCAACACUCCUCCCCCAACUCCUCCUGAUCUCACCCAGGACUUUAGCGGCUUCCAGCUCUUGGUGGAUGUUGCACUGAAACGAGCAGCAGAGAUGGAACUGCAGGCAAAGCAACUUGUGUCUUAAAAUCUCAACUGGAAUGCAAAAAUAGACUGAAUUUACUGACCACACACACACAGACACACUAUAUAUAUAAUAUAGCUGUUGAUGAUGAGGACUACCAUGUAUUGUGUUUUUUUUUUUUUUUUUUUGCACAAAGGAGGACCAAAGACCACCUUGAACUUUGUCUUAAUGAACUUUGUCUUAAUGAACUUUCCUUUUCUUAAUAUUGAGAAAUGUAUUGGCUACUGCAGAUGCAGAUGUACUUUGUUUCUUACUAACUAGAGUUUAAAUGGUGUUCUUCUUUUUCUGUUUUUUCCUCAUUUUUUGGUACCGAUUUGCUAUUACUUUGCCUUGUUUAUUUGCACAUGAGGGCCCAAAUAAGGUCACAUACAUGUCUUAAUGUAGUUUAUUUUUUUGUUGACCUUAAUCACUACUGUAGAUCAUAUUAAAAAUAGCUUAGCUGUCUUUUUUUUACCUAUUGUUUUGCAAUGUGAGAGCUUAUCUUUUUCACUUAUUUAUUCUAUUUGUGUUUCUCACAGAAGAAAUACAUGAAUCAGGCAGGGCUUAGAAUAGAACAUGUAGCAAUUUUCAUAUUGACUGAGCCUUCCUUUGUAGUGUUGGAAGUGGGGGUUACCAAUCUUAAUGGGAGGGAUUGCGUUGAAGUUGCUUUUCACAGGGUAGAUCUGGGCUGCAUUGUAUGUUAGGAAUGUUCUAGAGAAACAACACUAAAAUAAUAGAUAGCAUGGAUGAAAGUGUCGGUGCGUAAAGUGUUUUUUUUUUCUUCAUUUUAGUUUUAUUUGUUUUAUUUUUUACUUUAAACAACACUGAAUAAAUUGUUGAAAAAAAGGACUGAAAUAAAUAACCCUAUGUAUAGCUAAUGUGAGAAGAUGCCCAAUUGUGUGAUUUCUUACUUUCAUACUGUGCAAUGGUUGUGGCAGAGGUUGCCCACAUGUUGUCUAAAUAAAGUUUCAUUUUGUACAGCUA